Zeugodacus cucurbitae (melon fly) is the source of this 3639-nucleotide messenger RNA. RefSeq names its product protein Son (gene Son). Gene Ontology annotation, biological process: regulation of mRNA splicing, via spliceosome; regulation of cell cycle. The transcript has 2 exons. NCBI's taxonomy places the organism in Eukaryota, Metazoa, Arthropoda, Insecta, Diptera, Tephritidae. The record is from RefSeq and is a predicted model, not a curated record. The coding region runs from base 419 to 3460 and encodes 1013 amino acids. Gene Ontology annotation, molecular function: RNA binding.
GUUUAAUUAAUGUGUUACUGAUAAUUUAUUUCGAAAUGUACUAUAAUUCACUUCAUUUCCGGUAUGCUAUACAGCGUAUUUCAGUAAAAUUUUGAAUGAAAAUUAAGAGUUUCUGUAGAACAUCAUAACAAUGGUUAAAUUGUUAUGCAAAAAACAUUAUAAAUGUUGUAGUUAGUGAUGUAUCGAAUGAGUAGGUCCUGGAACGAAUAACCAUAAUAGAAACUUUGUGUUGACAACCCUGUAACAAUGACACUUGAGAGGUGCUAGCUUUUGACAUUUUGUUAUAAUAAAAGUGUUUUAGAGUUUAUGUUGCAUGAAAAAAUUGGAAUUACCAAUAAAAUUAAUUUUAUAAUUAAAAUGUGUAAGAACCCAUAUGUAUAAGAAAGUGUAUAAGUAGUAUAUUUUUAAGUGCAUAAAUAUGUCUGAUGAACAGAAAGAGCCAGAUAGGCCUACAGACACCUCUUUGAAUGUGCCCCAAAUUAAAGUUAAGCAAGAGAAAUUUGAUCCGGAGGUGGAAGCAAAAAUUAAUGCCAUCACCAUACCUAAUGUUAUAAUAAAGCGUGAAUUUCAUAACGAACACAAAAGUUUGCAGUCAAAUGCCGAGAAGGGGGAAUUUAGCAAAACCGAUGUAGAUGAUAACGUAGAUGUCAAUGAGAGUGGUGAUGAUGGUGACAGCAGUGUAGACAACAACGUUGGUGUUAAUAAUAACAACAAAUAUAAUCCACAUGAUUCUAAUGGAAAAGAUACUAGUUUAGACGAAGAUAAAAAAUCCAUUACCCCGGUUAAAUCAUCCAACGAGAUCCUCGCCGAACUCUUUCAGGUUUUCAAUGCAGCGCCCCCUGAAGAAUUAUUGGAUGAUGAAAGUCUACUUAAGAAGAGCCACAAACAUAAAAAGCACAAGAAAGAAAAGAAGAAUAAAAUUAAGCGUGAAAAGGACAUUUCGGGAGGAGAAGGAACUUGUAGCGAUAGCGAAGAGUCUAACCUUCCCAACGAUGAUAAGGAAAAAAAAUAUAAGCACAAACAUAAGAAGAGAAAGAAACAUAAACACAAAGAUGCAAAAGAUAAAGUUCGGGGUAAAAGUAAUGAUAAGGGUAAGAAGGAUAAAGAAAAAUCCAAAGAAAGACAAACGAGCAAAGAACGGUCUUUUGAAACAGUUAAGGACACUUCAAAACCAUCUUCACCAAAACACUCUAGAACUGAGCCAAAAUAUGAACAUCACCAGGAUAGUCGGUCACAUAAGAGACAAUCAGAUACGAAAAGUAUGUGUACAGCCGACUCAAAAAAAGUUCGUACGGAAUGUGAACAUAUUGUUACGCGGCAUAAAAGUAGUGAAAUUGAAAAACACGGGGAGAGAGAUCGAGAUAAAGACACAAUUAGGGUACAAAACUUUGAGAAAAAUAGAGAAAAGAAUAAUACAAGAGAUCAUAAGCAUAACAGCUUUUAUAAUGGAUUUCCCGAGUAUGAGUCCAACACAAAAACAGUGCAUAUCAAAAAGGAACCAAAGGAAACAACUAUCAAACGAGACACACAUGAUGGCCAUAUUUCGGAAAUAUCUCUUUCGGACGAAGAGGAAGAUUAUCUAAAAGAUCGUCACGUCAGCGAUGAUACGAAACAUCGUCGAUUUGGGCAUGAUUAUGCCAAUGAGCGAUCAUCUAAUAGUUUCUACGCGGGAUUAAAACGCAGUCGGAGCCGAGAUCGAGAUAGAAAUCGAAACCGUGAUCGUGAACGAGAGCGCGAUAGAAACUACCGUGGAGACGGACGAAGCCAUAGCAAGCGGCGCAGCCGCAGCCGUGGUCGUUCGCGCUCCCGUUCACGUGAUUUAGGUAUCGACAAGAAAAGACUCCUCGAAAUAGCACGUAAAAACGCCAUCAGCAUGUUUAAACGCGGAAACUUGCCCGGCUGUGACAGCAUGUCGCAGGAAGUCAAGGAUAAAGUGUUGCUAAAAAUGCGAUACGGCGGCAAGACUGUGCAGGAUCUUACAGAUUUUUGUAAGAAAAUUUCAAACGGUGAAAAUCUGUCAGAUCUCAGCUCCGACGAAGAUUCCGAUGUUGAUAAGAGUGGUAAUACAAAAGCAUUUCACCAUCCCUUCCAGCUAAAAGAACGCGAACCGAUAGUAAUGCACAUACGCAACGCGACUACAUUGCCAUUACGGCCAACAUCAAACGACGCUGUAAAAGCCAUAACAAUGCAAUUCCCAGUUUCGUCUGGAGAGCGGCAUCGAAUGACUGAAGCAUGGGUGCCCGUGGUACAGAAGGAUAAUUUACCACCAUUGCCAACAUUGCCUGCAGUCGCACAAUCAACCACCAUGUUUAAGACAGGCGUCGUUAAGAACGUAUUUGAGAAAGCCAUACCUGAAGAACAACAAGAACCCGCCUUCAAACCAGUGCAACAAUCAUCUGUAAAUACAAAUGGAGAAACUAAUUGUGCAGUGCCAAAUACAGUUGAUAAUAGUGCGAUUCCUGUAGCAUCCUCAAAUAUGCCAGCACAAACGCAUGUACCAAUGCAUGUGCAUCUUGUUAAACCCCUCGCAGAUGCACCAGGCGGUGGAAAACCUUUGUAUGCAGUUCCACCUCCUAGUGUGACUACGGGGGUUUCUCCGUCUAUAACAAGCUAUCCUCCAAUACAAGCAACUGUGUUGCCACCGGUUUCUAUACCGCCUCCACCUAUUCAACAGAUCUUUGUUCCAGAUGUGCCAGUCCCAUCUAGUGCAGAUGCUCCUGUCGGGGCCAUAAAAGUGUUUCACGAAUUAUCGGGACCACAAUUAGACGUGUCCAGUAUUAUAUCUAAACGCUUACAAGCAAUGCGACGAUUACAGGAAAACCCAAUGGACCCUGAAGCUAUUAAAAUGAUGUACAACUCUCAGAAGGACAUGUCUUCAUGGGCGUCGUCCAAACAUUUGCCCGGCCAAUUCACGGGAAGUACCGGCGCCAAUAUACUUUCAAUGAGAGAACUGAAUUCUGGGCCACAAGCAUGGGCGCGGCGGGAUCAAUUAAUUACAUCGCGUCCAGUGAGUGGAGGUAUGGGCAUGCAGUUACUUCAAAAAAUGGGUUGGAAACCUGGCGAGGGUCUAGGUCGUGACAAAACUGGAUCCUUACAACCGCUACUUCUUGACGUGAAAUUAGACAAACAUGGUCUAGUUGCACGCGAUGAUAAUAAUGGCUAUAAACAAAAACCAUGUAAAAAACAACGUCCCCAAAAUAAUAUACAACAACAACAACAAGAGUUAUUGGAAAAACAUCCAGUUUGUCUGUUAAAUGAGUUGACAUCCAAACGAAAGUGGACGCCACCAUUGUAUACGCUUGUUAACGAGGCUGGACCUUCGCACAGCAGAAUGUUUUUAUUCUCGGUAUCAAUAAAUGGACACACCUACACACCCACUCAGGGUUCAAAUACGAAAAAGGAAGCCAAACUGAUUUCAGCGCGCCACUGUCUACAACAAAUGGGAAUCUUACCAAUGUAGUUUUAAUGCGAAUUUGUUAACGCCCGCAGCGUUACGUUAUAUGCGUUUUUAUUUUGCUAAUUUAUGUAUAAUAUCAAUGUGUAUUGUAAGAGUUGAAUUAUUGAGAAAUGUAAUUACAACUACAGACUUUACUUAAUAUUAAUUCCAUUAGUAUAAAUGUAAAAAUCUGUAAAAAGUGA